Messenger RNA from Linum trigynum, 342 nucleotides. Lineage: Eukaryota; Viridiplantae; Streptophyta; Magnoliopsida; Malpighiales; Linaceae. The record is from the annotation of a GenBank genome assembly.
AUGGAAGAGGGACUUCCAGAAGGUGUUACAGAUGCAAAUCAGUGGUACACCUUGGUAGUUAGCUGGUUUUCCGAGGAAAACAAGUCCUGGGAAUAUUCAAUGCUCACAAGAAGUGCAGUAAACCGUGCUAAUGCAAAGAAGAAGAGUGUUUUUCACACAGGAGGAAGAAGGAGCAUUGCAAGGACGAGAAAGCGACUUAAGGAAAAAUUAGGCAGAACUCCAACUAGACUUGAAUUUUUCGAAGCUAACCAUAAGAGAAAGGAUGGGACAUACAUCAAUGAUCAUGCUAAGGAGUUCAUGAUAAAGCAAAUGAAAUUGAGGGAUCUAGUGAGGAGAUGCUGA